Molecule: messenger RNA, 1795 nt
Organism: Oncorhynchus nerka (sockeye salmon)
Lineage: Eukaryota; Metazoa; Chordata; Actinopteri; Salmoniformes; Salmonidae
Product: ras-related protein Rap-2a-like
Exons: 1
Coding region: 181-807 (208 amino acids)
Molecular function (GO): GTP binding; GTPase activity
Source: RefSeq, a predicted model, not a curated record
GCUACUCUCAGUGAUUUACUACUACAACCUACCACACUGUCCCUGUUCACUGAAUAACUCCAGCAGCAGAGUCCAACUUCUCCAUCAUCGCUAAAGGUUCAAGGAGAGUUAUUUUGUAAAAAUAGCAGAAUUGGAAGAGAGAGAGCCAGUGUUAGAGGAAGUGUGUCAGAGGAAGUCAUCAUGUCUCUAGAAGUGAAGGAGAAGACUGAGGUGCGUCUGGUGUUCCUGGGGGCGGCUGGCGUGGGAAAGACGGCCCUGAUCAGCCGCUUCCUCCAGGACACAUUCGAACCCAAGCACCGGCGCACCGUGGAGGAACUGCACAGCAAGGAGUUUGACAUCGGAGGGGCCAAGGUCACCAUCCACAUCAUGGACACCAGCGGCAGCUACUCCUUCCCAGCCAUGAGGAAGCUCUGCAUUCAGAACAGCGACGCGUUCGCCCUUGUGUACGCCAUCAAUGACCCGGACUCCCUGGAGGCUGUCAAGAGCCUGCGAGAUGAGAUCCUGGCGGUCAAAGAAGACAAGUUCACACCCAUCGUGGUGGUCGGCAACAAGACGGACCGGCAGGGCGAGCGGACGGUGUCCAGCGAAGACGUGCUGUCCACUGUUGAGCUGGACUGGAACAACAGCUUCUUGGAGACGUCUGCCAAGGAGAACAACAACGUACUGGAGGUGUUCAGGGAGCUGCUGCAACAAGCCAACCUGCCCAGCCGGCUGAGCCCCGCACUGAGACGACGCAGGGAGACCUUCCCCAAAGACGACAACAAACGGCCCCCCAUGAACAAGACCAACAGCUGUCUCAUUUCCUAAGGCAGAGGGGCUGGAGGGGUCUGACAGACAGACAAAGACAGACAGGGGACAGAGAGGCUGAGGAUGGGGACCCGAAGCUGGGUCAGUGUUACAGACAAACACAGUGGUGUUGAAUGUGCUACUACUGCUGCUGCUAUAGACCGUGCUGCUGAGUUGGAGUCUGACGGCUUCAAUUCCCUGUAAGCCUCCUCAUCUAACCAUCCUAAGUAUCUCCACCACAGCAUUUCCACUGAAGAGGAAAGGAACACUGACUGUUAAAGGGGAAGCGGAACUAAUGACGUCACACAGGUGCGGGACAUUGAUAAAGCUGAAACUAAAUGAAAGAAGUGCAAGAACACUGAAUGUCCUGAAUGUGGUGGUGUCAUUGUUAAAAAUAUACUGUGACAGUGCAAAAGUGGCAAUGAGCUUACUUUGUCAAGUUUUCAAUCUGUCCUACUAUGUUACUGUUGUGUUUGCCUUUUGUAAGUGUCGACGGUGUUCACUUGCAAUAACUGUGAAGAUAGACAGUUGUGGCUCAUUGGGAAAAGGCUGAAUUUGGACAAUGUGUCAUGAGAGCUUUUUUAUUCAUCAAGUGAAGUUUCUUUGCGAUAAAUCUUUAUUUUGCUUGUCAUGGCAACAAAGCAUAGUAGGUGAAAGCACCAAUUUGUAAGUUGCUCUGGAUAAGAGCGUCUGCUAAAUGACUUAAAUGUAAAUGUAAAUGUUCUGAAUCAAUUCUGGUUGCGUUCCUCAUUCUAUAAUACCAAUUUGUUGUUUGGCAAUAUUCAUAUGCACUUAGGAGUUAUUUUGCACAGAUAUCAUUAUUUAUUAAACAACGUACAAAAUGUGUUCAAAUAUAAAUGAUAUAGAGUGUAUUGUUUUUCUAUGAAAAUUUGAAGUACAUGUUAAUGAUUAAAUCAUGUUUAGUCACCAAAACAGUAUAACAAAUACGUUAUGGCUUUAUUACUUGUUGUAUAUAUAUUGUCUAUUCAUGAUAAAUAAAAUAUUAUUA